AUGGACGGCGUUUACAUCGUUCCAAUAACUCUAUCAGUUGAUACAUCCGGCAAUAUAGUUAUAAAAGCAAGUCAAGCCAGCGACUCUCCCGCUACAAGCGACUCUCAACCUUUACAUUACGUUCAAACUACAGAGACUAUAUCAGAAUCUGAACCAGCUAAGACUCCCAAUCAAAAUCCUCAGAGUGGUCCAUCUGUUAUAGUAUCACAAAAGCAAUUGAACCGAUGGAAACGUGGGAUACACCAAUGUAUGAGGCCCGCACCAUUCCCUCUUGCACCAACACCUGCGCAAUUGGGAAGGGCACCACUACAGAAGAGACUCAGUAGAGGUAUGUUUUGGAUACAUCAACUGGUUCGAACUGGUAGCAACGAGGCUACGAUUCCUCGGUCGGAGAGCGGACCCACCACGCCGUUGGACGUUGGAGAGGUGGGCGCACACUCUCCCAAGAAAGAAAACCUGCCCAGUCCAUCGCUGAAGAAGAGUCUAUUUAAGAAAGGCAAUGAGGAUGGAAGGGAUAAAGUUCUAGAGACGGUGAACUUCUCAGAGAAGUUCAAUACGUUGCCUCAGUUCAAGCCGGAAGCGUGCAGCCCCAGUGCGAUGGCUGUGCCGCGCUCACCUCAGCUAUACCUUAGGAAGAAACAUCACAAAAAUCAGUAUGGUGCCAUGUUCGGAGGCUUCAGAGGAAAUGUCUCCGCGAACGCCGUGUUCAGCUCGCGGCGAGGCUGGUCAUCGGCGGGUGUUGGAACAGAGGCGGCAUCUGGUGAUGAAGUUAUUUUCACGAUCACGGCCCAUGCGGCUCAUGCUGAUAUCUUCCCCAGCAAGGGUUCCUUGCAGCUGAAGAUCCGUGAAGUGCGUUCAGAAGUUGAUGGCCCAAAUCCAACCUCACAACCACACUCUGAUCUCAACACUCCCACUAGUUUAGAUGUGAACUCUCCUAUAGUAUCGUCACUACUACCGACCUCUACAGCCAGUUUUAGGCGUUUCGGCUACCACUAUGACCAUCUCAGUGCGACAAUAGAAACGAAAAACUAA
This is a messenger RNA of Danaus chrysippus (African queen), 1032 nucleotides long. NCBI's taxonomy places the organism in Eukaryota, Metazoa, Arthropoda, Insecta, Lepidoptera, Nymphalidae. The record is from the annotation of a GenBank genome assembly.